AUGUUUAUGAUUGAAAUCUCGUUAAAGCUCUUCGCUGUCGGACCAAAACAUUUUUGCACACACUGGAUUGAAGUUGUGGACACUAUUGUCACGGUGAUCAGUCUGGUGGCCGAUUCGCUGGUGAUUGCUGAUCAUGUGGUCCACUUUGGGAGCCAUGGGGAUCAGAAUUCGGGUUCACUGGACGCGUUUGGAGCGGCAGCUGGUCUGUUGAUUGUUUUCCGAAUGUGGCGAAUUGUUCGAAUCUUGAACGCGACAAUCGUCACCAUGUCAACCGGUAUAUCUAACAAAAUCAAAAAGAUGAAAAUGAAGGAAAUCUAUCUUCAACGUCGAAUCUUCCAACUGGAACGGAGGCUCACAAAACAUCAUAUACCUCUUCCCGAGGAACUGGACGAACUAGACGACUCGGAUGGCUCGCAUCAUCGACUACACUUGCACUUUCAUCGGAAACAUCCUCACCAUCUCCAAUCAGAAGGAGAUUCGACUGACAAUCAUGACCCUGGAUAA
Molecule: messenger RNA, 504 nt
Organism: Echinostoma caproni
Lineage: Eukaryota; Metazoa; Platyhelminthes; Trematoda; Plagiorchiida; Echinostomatidae
Source: the annotation of a GenBank genome assembly